ACAUGCUGGAAUUAAGGGUGUGCCAAGAUGUGCCAGCCUGUCAAAAUGCCAAUUCUAAAGAGCCUGGGGGUAGGAGACCCUAAGGUGCCGCGGGCGGGGACUCUGCCCCUGAGGUCCUCUCGCAACCCGUUUGAAGAGCCUCCAACGCUGGAAGAAGAAGCCGAGGAGCUGGGUACACUAUCCAAUGGGACCUCGUGCCGCCGGCGGGCCACGCUGGAGAAACUGGCGGGUCUGGCCCCCUUCCGGCUGGGCUGGACUUCAGGCCGCAGGGCAGGCAGCCCGGGGGACGGGCAAGCCCGCUCUUUCCUGGGCCGUGUGCUGGCACCGGGCAUACGGAGGAGCUCAGCAGAUUUCGGCCUCCUGACCCGGCUUCAGGGGUUCCGAACCCAUGGCGAUGAGGAGCCAGCUGGGGAAGCUGCUAAAAGAUUGGCCUUCCUGAGACUCGGGCGUGGGCCCAAGCCCCGGCGCGCGUCCCUGGCCGAGAGACUGGUACCUGCAGGCGAGGCGGCUCCCGAGCCCCCACCCAAAGUCCCCGAGCCCCCAAAGAUGAAGGAACCGCUGUCAGAGUGUGCCCUUACCAUCACAGCCACCUACCUCUGGGACCCCCAUGAGGCGGCGGCGCCGGGCGCGCGCGGCGCUCUGGCCGGGCAGCUGGAGGCGCUGCGUGCGCGGCUGCUGGAGGACGUGGCUGCCGUGCGGGGCCGUCUGGCGCCCGCCUACCCCGCGGCGCUGCGCGCCGGAGCCGUCUACCUGCGGGGCUACCACGAGGCGCUGGCCGAGUGGCUCGGGGCGGCCGCGCGCCGCAGGCUCCCGCUGGCCGAUCGCUACGCGCUGCUGCACUGGCACAACCAGGUGUACCCCAGGGAGAUUCUGGGCCUGGUGGAUUUGGUUGCCUUGGAGAAUGGGGAGCUGGGGCCCCUCCUGUCUGCUGGCACGCUUCGAGGUCUGGAAGAUGAAUGUGUCACCGAUGUGAAGGCUCAGACCCGAGCAGCCCUUCUUCGAGUGCUGCAGGAAGAUGAGGAACAGUGGGGCAGCAUGAACUACCGGCCCAGUAAUCUGGCCCAGGAUGUUUGUGAGCUGCUGGAAGAGCACACAGAGAGAGCACCCCACAUCAGUCAGGAAUUCGGGGAGAGAAUGGCGCACUGCUGCCUGGGAGGGCUGGCAGAGUUCCUGCAGAGCUUCCAGCAGAGAGUGGAGCGGUUCCACGAGAACCCAGGGAUCCGUGAGCUGCCCUCUGACAACUACAUCAGCAGGACUAUCUCACUGGUCAACUGUGGCCCGCCCCUGAGGUCUCUGGCUGAGCGGCUGGCCAGGGUGGGCCCCCCUGAGAGUGAGCCCGCCCGGGAAGCGUCAGCCAUGGCUCUGGACCGCGUGACCAGACUCUGCCAUCGUGUCCUUUCAGAAUUGUUGUUCCAGGAACUACAGCCGCACUUCAACAAGCUGAUGCGCAGGAGGUGGCUGAGCAGUUCCGAGGCUCUGGAUGGCAUCGUGGGCACACUUGGGGCACAGGCCCUGGCCCUGCGCAGGAUGCAGGAUGAGCCUUACCAGGUGCUGGUGGCCGAGCUGCACCGGAGGGCGCUGGUGGAGUACGUGCGGCCGCUGCUCCGCGGGCGCCUGCGCUGUCGCUCGGCGAGGACCCGCGGCCGCGUGGCGGCCAGGCUGCGCGAGGACGCGGCGCAGCUGCAGCGGCUGUUUCGGCGUCUGGAGUCCCAGGCUUCCUGGCUGGACCCGGUGGUGCCGCAUUUGGCGGAGAUCCUGCAGCUGGAGGACACCCCAAGCAUCCAGGUGGAGGUCGGGGUGCUGGUGCGGGACUUCCCAGACGUCAGGCGGAAGCACGUGGCAGCCCUCCUUGACAUCAGAGGUCUUCGGAACACAGCUGCCCGUCAGGAGAUCCUGGCGGUGGCCCGGGACCUGGAACUCUCUGACUGUACUGCCCUAUCACCCUCUCGAGACCGGGCGUUUUUUGCUGAUAUCCCUGUGCCCCGCUCAUCUUUCUGCCUCCGGCUCCCCCUGUUUGGGGGACGCCUCCCCGGGUCCUGGCUGGGUAGGCCCAGUCUGGCUUGUCUGCCCCUGCGGCCUCGUCCUCCGUCGCCAGUUAGAGCCCGAGCCCAGCGCUGAAGCUCCGGGUGUCCACGCUGCUGCUGCUGAUACGUCCUCCUCCCUGCCACGUGACUCCCUGCCUGAGCCGCAGACCUCUGGGAUGGGAGGACCCUUAGGCAUCCCACCCAGCCCGGAGCAUCUCCUCCAGAAGGGAAACAGAGGCCAGAACGACUGAAGAGUUCCCAGGGCUGCGGGAGUCCUUCCCGGUGACCCCUCCUCCCCCACAGCCCAGCCUGGUGGAGAGCCUUCUGGAAAGCUCAACAGAAAUAGCCCAGCCCCACCUCCUUUCCCCUCACCUCAAGGUCUGGCCUCAGGCCAACAUUUUAAGGAAUGGUAGAUACUUAGAAUAAAGAGGUUUCUAUUUAACACUAGGAAGGGCUGAGUCCCAAGUGUAGGAGAGGGAAGACAGGGCCCAGGGCCAAGCACUCUUUGCACACACACCCAAGGCCACCGGGGCUGGGGACCAACUCUUCUGGAAGACCGUGGACACAGUCAGAAGCCACAGAAGGCCGGGACACUGUGCUGAUACCGAGGCCUUGGUCUGGUGGCUCUGGGGCCAGCCUUUGACCACUCUGAGCCCGACGCCGAUAUUUUAUCUAUCCCGGUGUCCGUCGUUGUUCUGGCUCUGCUGUGGGCACCUUGGCACGGCCCUCCCCAUCCUUAGCCGGGGAAACCUCGUCCAGAGAGGAAGGAGUUGGGGGAUGGGGUCAGGCUGGCGGCAUCCAGGGCGCCCGCCUGGGUUGAUGCAGGGAUUGUCUUGGUGGGAAAUUUUCCAGCCUCUCCAGCUAGAGCCCAGCCGGAUCCUGGUCCCCACAGAGUCCUUGAGGUCACCUCCCUGCUGACCUCUGCCCCUCCGGCCCCAGCUGGACAGCUCUUGAUGGAUGCUUCCUGGCCUGGGCUGUAUUUUAUUUUAUUUUUUCCCUAAGAAGUCAGAAAGAGGAGGCAGCCAGGGGUCAGCACAGGGCCGGGGUUGGAACCUCACGCAAGUCUGGACAUUGGCGGCAACAAGGGGGCUUAGACGCUGAGCCUCCGGGCUGUGUGCUGGCAGAGGGGAAGCCGGCAGUCUCUGGGCUCUGCUUCCUGUCUCUCCUGGGAAAUUGUUUAACUUCUCUUUGCCCAGGCUUAGGGUAAAGAGGCCCAAAGGAUGGACCCCCCCCCUCCUUCCUUGACCUUCUGUAAGUGCCACCUCAGUGUCACUGACGUACAGGAGAAGGGAACUGACUGGAAAAGCUGUUUCACCCGUGGGCGCUUAAAACAAUUACACAUGUAUUUCAUCCCA
Psammomys obesus (fat sand rat) is the source of this 3379-nucleotide messenger RNA. RefSeq names its product exocyst complex component 3 like 2 (gene Exoc3l2). Lineage: Eukaryota; Metazoa; Chordata; Mammalia; Rodentia; Muridae. Gene Ontology annotation, cellular component: exocyst. Gene Ontology annotation, biological process: exocyst localization; exocytosis. The transcript has 13 exons. Gene Ontology annotation, molecular function: SNARE binding. The coding region runs from base 28 to 2118 and encodes 696 amino acids. The record is from RefSeq and is a predicted model, not a curated record.